GGAUUGUGGUGCUUGGAAUAAACAGAGCUUAUGGCAAAAAUUCACUCAGUAAAAAUCUUAUAAAAAUGCUAUCAAAAGCUGUGGAUGCUUUGAAAUCCGAUAAGAAAGUACGGACGGUCAUAAUCAGGAGUGAAGUCCCAGGGAUAUUCUGUGCCGGUGCUGACCUUAAGGAAAGAGCCAAAAUGAAUUCCAGUGAAGUUGGUCCUUUUGUCUCCAAAAUAAGAGCAGUGAUUAAUGAUAUUGCGAAUCUCCCAGUGCCAACGAUUGCUGCAAUAGACGGACUUGCCUUGGGUGGUGGUCUUGAACUGGCUUUGGCUUGCGAUGUACGAAUAGCAGCUUCCUCUGCAAAAAUGGGCCUGGUGGAAACAAAGUUGGCCAUUAUUCCUGGUGGAGGGGGGACACAGCGACUGCCACGUGCCAUUGGGAUGUCCCUGGCCAAGGAGCUCAUCUUCUCAGCGCGUGUCCUCGAUGGCCAGGAGGCCAGAGCAGUGGGCUUGGUCAGCCACGUCUCGGAGCAGAACCCGGAGGGGGACGCGGCCUACCGGAAGGCACUGGAUCUGGCCAGGGAGUUCUUGCCUCAGGGGCCUGUCGCAAUGAGAGUAGCAAAGCUAGCGAUUAACCAGGGGAUGGAGGUCGACUUGGUGACUGGGUUAGCCAUAGAAGAAGCGUGUUAUGCUCAGACCAUUCCAACGAAAGACAGACUUGAAGGUCUUCUCGCGUUUAAGGAGAAAAGGCCUCCUCGCUACAAAGGAGAGUAGGAGAAGUGCGCGCCCAGCCGACAUGGCAGAUGCACUUCCGGAAGGACCUGGGGGCUCCUCCGCCUGGGCCCCGGGAGGCUCAGCGGCCAGGGGAGGCGCGGGCUCCUCAGUGCGAGCGUCUGGAGUGGACAUGUGUGUCCUCGUCCAGAUGUCAUCAUCGUGCAGAUUUAUGAAGCUAGUCGUGCAUAUCGUCAAAAACAGAUUCAGAAUUAGGUGUACAAUUUUAAAUAUUUUCUGCAUAUGAGGCUUUCUGUUCUAAUUUUUUAAUGUGAAUAAUUUAUAUAUCGCACACUCUAGGGAAUAAUACUGAUUGUAUGUCUACUGUGCUGCAUUAAGAAAAUAGAAUUAUUUCUAUAUACCAAAAAUGUGAAAUUAUACCAAAUAAAGUUUCUAAUUGAUUAUAUACAUAUGAACUGACAUAUAUAUACAUCUCAGCCCGAAAAAUGACUGGUAGACUUUCUGAGUGAAAACUACCUAAUACAAAUAAAACUAGUGAAAAGAAGA
This is a messenger RNA of Carlito syrichta (Philippine tarsier), 1262 nucleotides long. It is a transcript of the gene AUH, whose product is annotated as AU RNA binding methylglutaconyl-CoA hydratase. Bases 66 to 758 code for a protein of 230 amino acids. The transcript has 9 exons. Gene Ontology annotation, biological process: fatty acid beta-oxidation. The record is from RefSeq and is a predicted model, not a curated record. Gene Ontology annotation, molecular function: enoyl-CoA hydratase activity. Gene Ontology annotation, cellular component: mitochondrion. Lineage: Eukaryota; Metazoa; Chordata; Mammalia; Primates; Tarsiidae.